Molecule: messenger RNA, 1036 nt
Organism: Perognathus longimembris pacificus (Pacific pocket mouse)
Lineage: Eukaryota; Metazoa; Chordata; Mammalia; Rodentia; Heteromyidae
Gene: Fam228a
Product: family with sequence similarity 228 member A
Exons: 7
Coding region: 39-821 (260 amino acids)
Source: RefSeq, a predicted model, not a curated record
CGCAGCCCUCAGCGUUGCCAACGCACGGGCUUCUAUCUAUGGCCGCCAGCAGAGCUUCCAACUGUAUGGAACAUUUCAGUCCGGAAAAGUUAAAAGACUGGCCAGAGCCUGAGUUGCUUUCUUCAAUGGAGGUAUUAGCUAGGGAAGACAUUGAUGGAGCUGUGCAUGCAAUACUAUUUCGAGAAGAUUAUGUUGUGAAGAAAAUGGAUAUAUAUUUUCAGCAUGUGGAUUUUAUUAAGGAAAGAAAAAAGGAGUUAUCACAUAAGAAAUGGGUCAAACAAGUUGCAGAGCCUCUUCAGCAGACAGUAGUGAAAAAAGUACUUUCAUGCAAAAAAUCAGAGAAAAAACAAGAGAAAUAUGGAUAUUUCUUAAAGCACGCCAACAAAACGAUUACAACCCCUUCAUUGGAGGAUGCUCAGGUUCAAAGGCAGCAAGAGCUGGAUGACAAGGAGAGACUUCAUGUCCAACAAGGGACAGGAAAAAGAUGCUCCGCCCUCAAACAACGUAAAGAAACAGAGAAGGAAUUGUCUCAGAUCCUUUUCACUCCACGCAGCGUGGUCCCAGUAGCGUGGGCAAAAGCUUCUGGAAGACCCAUGAAGAACAGAAGUGGUGAAAUGUACAGUGCUGAAAACGUGUCUGAAGACAAGACGACUGACUUGAGUCAGAAUGCUUUUGAAAGGCAGUACUAUUCCUCCACGCUCAGGCAGUACGGAGAGGUUGAAGACAAGACUGACUUGAGUCAGAAUGCUUUUGAAAGGCAGUACUAUUCCUCCACGCUCAGGCAGUACGGAGAGGCUGAAAAGAAGUAUCUGGUGAGCUGAGAGCUGGGAAGCCCAAGUUUUCCACACCCAGUGGGCAAGUACUGAUGACGAAGCAGAGGCUCUGACAAAGCCCCCCUCACAGAGGGGCUCCCUGGGCAGAGGAAGCAGCGUCUGGGCAUGGGAGAGUAAAGGAGGUGCAGAAGGGGCUGGCUGGGGCUCAGAAGGUGGCUUAGCGGUAGAGUGCUUGCCUAGCAUGCAUGAAGCCCUGGGUUCGA